AUGGCGGCCCUUACAGACUUCUCUUUUAUGUACCGCUGGUUCAAAAAUUGCAACCUGGUUCGAAACCUCUCAGAGAAGUAUGUCUUCAUUACUGGCUGUGAUUCUGGCUUUGGGAACCUGUUGGCCAGACAGCUGGUGGACAGGGGUAUGAAAGUGCUUGCUGCUUGCCUCACUGUGGAGGGGGCCCAGAAGCUCCAGCAGGAUACCUCCUGCCAGCUGCAGACCAUCCUCCUGGAUGUCACCAAGACCGAGAGCAUCAAGGCAGCAGCCCAGUGGGUGAGGGACCAAGUGGGCGACCAAGGCCUCUGGGCCCUUGUGAACAAUGCCGGUAUAGCCCUGCCCAGUGGUCCCAAUGAAUGGCUGACCAAGGAAGACUUUGUGAAAGUGAUUAAUGUGAACCUGGUGGGGCUUAUUGAAGUCACCCUGAACAUGCUGCCUAUGGUGAAGAAAGCCCGUGGCAGGGUGGUCAACAUGUCCAGUUCUGGUGGCCGUGUGGCCGUCAUUGGUGGCGGCUACUGUGUUUCCAAGUUUGGUGUUGAAGCCUUCUCUGAUAGCAUCAGGCGCGAGCUCCAUUUCUUUGGGGUGAAGGUCUGCAUCAUUGAGCCAGGGAACUACAAGACAUCCAUUCUGGGCCAAGAAGCUCUGCAAUCUCGCAUGAAGAAGCUGUGGGAUCGGCUACCACAGGAGACCAGGGACAGCUACGGAGAAGACUAUUACAGAGAAUAUACUGAAAAGUUGGUUAACUUGAUGGACAAGGCACAUACGAGAAUCAGCGAUGUCACCAACAGUAUGGAGCACGCUAUUGUCUCUAGGUGCCCCCGCACUCGCUACAACCCUGGUCUGGAUGUCAAGUUCCUCUACAUCCCCCUGGCUAAGUUUCCCACCUGUGUGACAGAUUUCAUCCUGAGCAGAUACUUGCCAAGGCCUGCAGACUGUAUUUGA
Molecule: messenger RNA, 942 nt
Organism: Psammomys obesus (fat sand rat)
Lineage: Eukaryota; Metazoa; Chordata; Mammalia; Rodentia; Muridae
Product: short-chain dehydrogenase/reductase family 9C member 7
Exons: 4
Coding region: 1-942 (313 amino acids)
Molecular function (GO): oxidoreductase activity
Source: RefSeq, a predicted model, not a curated record